Molecule: messenger RNA, 902 nt
Organism: Pocillopora damicornis (cauliflower coral)
Lineage: Eukaryota; Metazoa; Cnidaria; Anthozoa; Scleractinia; Pocilloporidae
Product: solute carrier family 35 member H1
Source: RefSeq, a predicted model, not a curated record
UAAGCAAUAUGAAGACCUCAGUUUUUCAAAUCCAUCACGAGUUUUCAUUACAUGCUGAAUCGAGAUAACAUAAACAUUCCCGCGUCUCUCAAAGGAUACUUUUUGGAGAUUCUAAUAACUGAAAGAAAUGCAUUCGUCUUCCUUUCUUGUUGGUACCUCACGACAAGGAAGAGCAGUAAUAUCGAUUUAAAGGUUCAUCCACGUCACUGCUAACUGUGAAUCACUCACGUUGGUUUCUUUCAUGGCCAAAAAGCUGUUUGGUUUCCAGCAGUUAAGGCGAGCUUUCAGAAAUCUUAGUUAUAUUUUGUUGAUGUACAUAUCCUCCAUCAGCUUAACAUUUUAUAACAAAUGGCUAUUGAAGAGGUUUCACUUUCCUUUGUCUGUGUCAGUGGUACACUAUGCAAUGGUAUUUGUCAUUGCGGCAAUUUUGAGAUUCCUUUGGGAAUUAAAGACAGGGAAGACACGUAUUAUUUUACCCUGGUCUGUGUACUUAAAAAGAGUUCUACCCACAGCAAUAGCUUGUGCUCUGGACAUUGGGUUUUCUAACUGGAGCUUAAUGUUCAUCACAGUGUCAUUAUACACCAUGACUAAAUCUACAAGCAUUAUUUUCAUCCUCAUGUUUGCUCUUGUUCUCAGAUUAGAGCAUUGGAACUUUUCAUUGGUGGCUGUAAUCCUGUUAAUUGCGAGUGGCUUGUUUUUAUUCACUUAUGAGGCUACUGAAUUCAAUAUGGAGGGAUUUCUCUUGGUGUUAACUGCUUCAGCACUGAGUGGCUUACGAUGGACACUUGCGCAGAUUUUAACACAGAAAGAAGAUUUAGGUCUUCACAACCCCCUUGAUACACUUUAUCAUCUCCAACCUUUUAUGACAUUAACUCUGAUUCCCCUGGCAUUUUACAUAGAGG